Trichomycterus rosablanca is the source of this 1093-nucleotide messenger RNA. RefSeq names its product nucleophosmin/nucleoplasmin, 3 (gene npm3). The coding region runs from base 78 to 548 and encodes 156 amino acids. Gene Ontology annotation, cellular component: cytoplasm; nucleolus; nucleoplasm. Lineage: Eukaryota; Metazoa; Chordata; Actinopteri; Siluriformes; Trichomycteridae. The record is from RefSeq and is a predicted model, not a curated record. Gene Ontology annotation, molecular function: chromatin binding; histone binding; RNA binding. The transcript is spliced from 5 exons. Gene Ontology annotation, biological process: chromatin remodeling.
ACUCGUCACAUGUGUACUAAAACUACAGUGCACUAUUCAUACUCAGUGCUGCUGGAUUAUUCUGCAUAUUAAACAUAAUGUCGUUUUUAGACAAUGAAGUAGCAGGUGCAGGAACCAGUUCACGACUGGACAGCUAUGUUUUUAGUUGUGAGUUAUCCUCUGAAGUUCCCUUUUACACCUUUCAAGGUGAUGAGGACGACGAUUUAGAACACAUUUUAGAACUUCGCACGAUCUGCCUAGGUGAAGGAGCCAAAGAGGAGAACAAUGUGGUGGAAGUGAUUUCCAUGAAUAAUAAAGGAAAAAAGAUCACUGUGCCAGUAGCAAACCUUCACAUAUCCUGUCUUCCCAUGGUAAGCUUGGGGGAAUUUGAGUUGAUGGCCCCUGUAACACUUCGACUGAGAUCAGGAAGUGGGCCAGUAAUUGUUAGUGGAUUGCACUUAGUUGUUUCAGAAAAUGAUGAUGAAUCAGAAGUGUCUGAUGAUGAUGAAGAAGAAGAAGAAGAAGAAAUGCCCUCUAUUAAACCAGCUAAAAAGAAGCAGAUAGUGUAGAGACGUUUGAAGAUUUCAGUACAUUUUAUACAACACUUUUCAAUAAACGUGUGGUAGUGUCGGACUGUCGCUGAUAAUGUGAAGCUAGAUUCUUCAGAUUUGUAUAGAUUUAUAUAGUCCAGAUCCAUCAGGUGAAAAAGUGAUGACACUUAAAUAAUAAGAACUCCGGUUUUCACUCUUGUACUGUGUACAAACGUACAUUAUUAAGUAUUGUUUGCAUAUUUUUUAAACUUAAAGUUUGUAUAUUUUACAGUUCUUGAAAAAAAACUGGAACUGGACUGUGUAUUUCAAUGUUAAAUGUAAUAUUUGAGCAACAAGGGUUUACUAUAAAAUAGAUUUCACAUUAUUAGGAUGUCACGCUGUUGUAUUUUUCUUUUGUAAUUUUUUAUCUCUAUGAUAAUUACUUCAUUUUUGUUUUCAUCAAAAUUACCAGCAUUGUUUUCUUUGCAUGCAUACAUGAGCCUCCCAAAGCAGGUAGAGGGGGAGUGGGACAUGGUUAACUCUUUUGUACACUUAUGUUUUUAUUAUUAAAUACUUUUAACACA